AUGACCGACAAUAUCCCCCUGCAACCAGUCAGGCGACCAAAGAGAAACAACAGCAAACACAGGCAUGGGUGCUGUCCGUGGUCCAAAUGUUGUGGCAUGUGCGACUUCCGUCCCCGCACAGUGUGGCUCGGCCAUCCGGAAAAGCGGGAGCAGAGGUACCCUCGGAAUGUCAUUAACAACCAGAAGUAUAACUUCUUCACCUUCCUGCCUGGGGUGCUUUUUAAUCAGUUCAAGUACUUCUUCAACCUCUACUUCUUGUUACUGGCCUGCUCUCAGUUUGUGGACGAACUGCGAUUAGGUGACCUCUACACCUACUGGGUCCCCUUGGGUCUGGUCUUGACCAUCACUAUCAUUCGAGAAGCUGUUGAUGAAAUAAGAUGCUACAUUCGUGACAAAGAAGUGAACUCGCAGAUCUAUAGCAAGCUGACCACAAGAGGCACAGCGAAGGUCAAAAGCAGCAACAUUCAAGUGGGAGAUCUAAUAAUAGUUGAAAAGAACCAGCGUGUUCCUGCUGACAUGAUCUUUUUAAGGACCUCUGAGAGAAAUGGCUCCUGUUUCCUUCGCACCGACCAGCUGGAUGGGGAGACCGACUGGAAGCUGCGUCUCCCAGUUGCAUGCACGCAGAGGCUACCGACUGCUGCAGACCUUCUACAAAUCCGAUCCUACGUGUAUGCCGAGGAGCCAAACAUUGACAUCCAUAACUUUAUUGGAACCUUCACCAGAGAGGAUGGUGACCCUCCGAUCAACGAAAGCCUCAGCAUUGAGAACACACUUUGGGCCAGCACAGUUGUCGCCUCGGGCACAGUUGUGGGGGUGGUGAUUUAUACUGGCAAGGAGCUGCGUAGCGUCAUGAAUACCUCCAACCCAAGACACAAGGUGGGCUUGUUUGACCUCGAGGUGAACUGUUUGACAAAGAUCCUGUUUGGGGCAUUGGUGGUCGUGUCUUUGGUCAUGGUGGCACUGCAGCACUUUGCUGGACGCUGGUAUUUGCAGAUCCUUCGCUUCCUACUGCUCUUCUCUAACAUUGUGCCUAUCAGCCUGCGUGUCAAUCUGGAUAUGGGAAAGAUGGUUUUCAGUUGGAUGAUCAAGAAGGACUCCAAGAUACCUGGCACGGUGGUUAGAGCCAGCACCAUACCUGAACAGUUGGGCCGCAUCUCCUACCUGCUGACUGACAAAACAGGAACGCUCACCCAAAAUGAGAUGGUGUUCCGGCGCCUUCACCUUGGCACUGUGGCUUACGGUAUGGACUCUAUGGAUGAAGUGCAGAGCCAUGUGUUCAGUGCCUAUACACAGCCCACCCAUGACCUUCCGGCCUCUAGGACCCCAGCGGCCACAAAGGUUCGCAAAACCAUCAGCAGUAGGGUUCACGAGGCGGUGAAAGCCAUCGCGUUGGUGCACAACGUCACGCCGACAUAUGAAUCCAACGGUGUGACUGACCAGGCUGAGGCAGAGCAACACUACGAAGACACCUGCAGAGUGUACCAGGCUGCCAGCCCAGACGAGGUGUCGCUGGUGCAGUGGACGGAGAGUGUUGGUUUAACACUGGUUGGGAGAGAUCAGUCCUUCAUGCAACUCAGGACUCCUACUGGCCAAAUUAUGAACUUCACUAUCCUGCAGAUUUUCCCUUUCACAUAUGAGAGCAAGAGGAUGGGCAUCAUUGUGCGGGAUGAAUCAACUGGAGAGAUCACAUUCUACAUGAAGGGUGCGGAUGUGGUGAUGGCUGGCAUUGUCCAGUAUAAUGAUUGGCUGGAAGAAGAGUGUGGGAACAUGGCAAGAGAAGGUCUCCGCGUCCUUGUUGUCUCCAAGAAGUCCAUGACUGAGGAACAGUAUCAAGACUUUGAAGCGCGCUACGUCCAGGCCAAGCUCAGCGUGCAUGACCGCUCCCUUAAAGUUGCCACGGUGAUCGAAAGUCUGGAAAUGGAGAUGGAGCUCCUGUGUUUGACUGGCGUGGAGGACCAGCUGCAGGCUGACGUUAGGCCCACUUUGGAGAUCCUACGCAAUGCAGGCAUCAAGGUUUGGAUGCUGACAGGAGACAAGCUGGAAACAGCCACGUGUACCGCCAAGAACGCCCACCUGAUCACCCGCAACCAGGAUAUCCACAUCUUCAGACCUGUGACCACGCGAGGAGAAGCCCAUCUGGAACUCAAUGCAUUCCGGAGGAAACAUGACUGUGCCCUGGUGAUAUCUGGUGACUCGCUCGAGGUUUGUCUAAAAUACUACGAAUACGAGUUCAUGGAGCUGGCUUGUCAGUGUCCCGCUGUGGUCUGCUGCCGGUGUGCCCCAACCCAGAAGGCUCAGAUCAUCCGGCUAUUGCAGGAGCGGACGGGCAAACUCACCUGUGCUGUAGGAGAUGGAGGAAACGAUGUCAGCAUGAUCCAGGAAGCCGACUGUGGCGUGGGAGUGGAGGGAAAAGAAGGUAAACAGGCCUCCCUGGCCGCAGACUUCUCUGUGACUCAGUUCAAACAUUUAGGCCGUCUCCUGAUGGUUCACGGACGCAACAGCUACAAAAGAUCUGCAGCCCUCAGCCAGUUUGUCAUCCACAGGAGCCUUUGCAUCAGUACCAUGCAGGCUGUCUUCUCAUCUGUCUUCUAUUUUGCUUCAGUACCGCUCUAUCAAGGUUUCCUCAUUAUUGGCUACUCCUCUAUCUACACCAUGUUCCCUGUCUUCUCUUUGGUAUUGGACAAAGACGUCAAAUCUGAAGUCGCUAUGUUAUAUCCUGAGUUGUACAAAGAUCUGUUGAAGGGUAGACCUCUGUCCUUUAAGACUUUUCUAAUAUGGGUUUUAAUAAGUAUUUAUCAAGGCAGCAUCAUCAUGUACGGGGCGCUGCUGCUCUUCGAGUCCGAGUUUGUCCACAUCGUAGCCAUCUCCUUCACAUCGCUCAUUCUCACUGAGCUGCUCAUGGUGGCGCUGACCAUUCAGACGUGGCACUGGCUCAUGAUGGUCGCAGAGCUCCUCAGCUUGGCCUGUUACGUGGCAUCGCUCGUCUUCCUGCACGACUUCAUUGAUGUGUACUUCAUCACAACUCCGUCAUUCCUGUGGAAGGUGACGGCCAUCACCCUGGUCAGCUGCCUGCCCCUUUACAUCCUCAAGUACCUGCGGCGACGCUUCUCUCCACCCAGCUACUCAAAGCUCACCUCCUAA
Molecule: messenger RNA, 3141 nt
Organism: Nerophis lumbriciformis (worm pipefish)
Lineage: Eukaryota; Metazoa; Chordata; Actinopteri; Syngnathiformes; Syngnathidae
Source: RefSeq, a predicted model, not a curated record